AUGAAGGGCUUCCUUCGGCUGUUCUUGGGCUACUUGGUGGCGGACCUUCUCACCCUCUUGGGCCGGGCGCAGGAGAAAGCCGGACAGCACUUGGGCAGCAUCGUGAUGCUCUCCGGGGGGAACCAGAGCCGAACCGGGGAGCCGCACGCCGACGCCUCGGAGCCGCCCCCUACCCCGGAGAAAUGCAGGGGCUACUACGACGUGAUGGGCCAGUGGGACCCGCCGUUCAAUUGCAGCGUCCGGGAGUAUCCUUUCUGUUGCGGCACUUGUGGCUUUCGCUUUUGCUGCAAGUACCAUAAGGGCCGCUUGGAUCAGGAGAUCUGCACCAACUACAUCAUGCCCCCCUGGCUGAACGGGACCAAGCUGACCAACCGCCCCCUCGACCCUUCCCACGACCCUACUCGAGACAAAACCAACCUCAUCGUCUACAUCAUCUGCGGGGUGGUGGCCAUUAUGGUGCUGGUGGGGAUCUUCACUAAACUGGGGCUGGAGAAAGCCCAUCGACCUCAGCGGGAGCACAUGUCCAGGGCUCUUGCUGACGUUAUGCGACCAGAAGCUCACUGCACGACGGAUCACAUGGAACGAGAUCUCAACAUUGUAGUCCACGUGCAACACUAUGAGAACAUGGAGACGAGGCCGCCUGCAAAUAACUUGCAUGCUACACAAAUGAAUAACACGGUGCCAACAUCGCCUCUCCUCCCGCAGCUGACCCACCCGCACUCCUACCCAAGCAUGGGACAGAUCACAAAUCCGUACGAACAGCAGCCACCAGGAAAGGAGCUGAACAAGUAUGCAUCCCUAAAAGCUGUAGCUGACAAGGUCAACGAAGACUUCUACUCCAAACGGCGCCACCUCUCAGAGCUCACCGCAAAGGGGACUCUGCCCCUCCAUCCAGUGCGUGUUGAGGAGGACCGGCCAUACAUCCUUGAGGGAGGCACGAUGAAACAAAACGGGCAGAAGUCCAAAGCCUCAAAGCCGCAUGUGCACCCCUUAGCGUACAAAACCUGGGACCCUAGCGACCAGUCCCUCCGACGGCAGGCCUAUGCAAUGAAAGGGAGGCACCUUGGCGUGGACCCUGCGGGGAGCGACCCGCUAACGACUCGGAGUCAGCAUUUCUUCCCUACACAGCCAUACUUCAUUACUAACAGCAAGACAGAAGUGACUGUUUGAGAUCCGUUUGCUUUUUACUCUUUUUUUAAAAACGAGAAAAAAACCCACACAACUGAAAGAGGCAAAAAAGAGAGAAAGAGAGAGAGAGAGAAGGAGAAACAGCAUAACUAAAAACUAGGAACAAGGAGAGGUGGAGAUUCCUGAUUAAGGUUAUCCGGCUAUCAACCGAAGAUUGGGUUAGCGCUAUAAAGCAAUACACCGAAGGUUGUUGAAACUCCAUUUGUAUUUUACACUGGAAAUUAACCCCUUGGGACUUUUCCUUCCUUCCUUCCUUCCUUCCUUCCUUCCUUCCUUCCUUCCUUCCUUCCUUCCUUCCUUCCUUCCUUCCUUCUCCAAAUUUAAAUCCAUGAUGAGAAGUAGCACAAUUUAAAGACACCAUCCGUCUGCUUAAGAACUCUUUCUGCAAUGUCCCUGCCUUGGGGGUCGGUGGGCAGAGAAACAACACCAUAUAUCUGGUCGUGGGAGGAGGGGAGGACAUUGUUAAGGUCCGGACAUUUUUUUGUACAAAUGUUAAGAAUUAUCUGACUCACUAGAUCUGUGAAGAAGGGGGGACACUGAAACGAAGAGCAAACGCCUUGAUUGAAGCCCUCACGUCUUAGUGUUGCCUCUUUUUGGUUUCGGUACCAUCACUAAAGAAGCAAGAAAAAAAAUCUGCACACACAUGAAACAUAAGAAAAGAUCUAAGACUGUUGUGCAAAACCUGUGAAGACUGUUAUAACUGCAAGCAUCUGGAGACUUUCUAGGUAGCGGAGAGCUCACAAGAGUUGGGUUAUUGGGGGUUCCCCCCAGACACACUUUUACAUCUCACAUUUUCCAGGACCUUGCGGGGGUGGGGGCUGGAGGACCAGAAGAAGCAGGUCAGGAAUGCCUCAUCUGGUCCAGCUUGCCCUUUCCAUGGCCGAUGAGUAAAGAUAGUUGCUCUGCAGCCUGUCCUGAAUUUUUCUUAACCUUGUUCCCCCCAGCCCCCUAGUUUCCAGUGACUUUGGACUGAAGAUAAACAAGCGUGGCUGGUGCCUUUACUGUAUUGCUAAUGUUCAAUGAUUGUCUUGUUUUUAAGUGAAACCUAUACCAACUCUGGAUUCUUUCUUCAUGUGUGGGACUCGACUGAUCCAACGUCCUUCCAUCCAUUUUGCUGCCGAGAGUGAACACAGCUCACGUUUCCCAGACAUGUCACCUUUUUGCAAGGCCAGACGCUGAGCUCCUUGCUCGCCUCUUUCCUUGUCAGAAAACCCUUUCCCUGCCUCAGAUCACCCUAGCAGUGGCACCUGGUGGCUCCAUGUCAGUGGAGCAGUGGAAUCCGUGCCGAGUUUUAGUCUGAACUCCCAAGGAGGCUGUCCAAGGUGGUGGAGCACCUUGGAUAAGGCCUUGGGAGUUUGGACUGAAACCCGGAGCGGAUUCCACUAACAUGGAGCCACCAGCCAUCACUGUCCCCUAAUGCAGAGAUUGCAACAUGGCAUCCUCUAGACGUUGUAGGACUCCAAAUCCCAUCAGCCUCAGACAGCAUGGUCAGUAUUCAGGGAUGAUAGAAGCUGUGGUCCAACAACAUCUAGCAGGUGUCACGUUGCCUACCCCUGUCCAUCUUUGCAUAUAUGGCAAUGUUCUGUUGUAACUCCUUCUAACUCUCCCUUUCUUUCUCUCUCUCUCUCUCUCUCCCCCUUAUUGUUAAUCCCCUUUUAAAAGUCCAUGUGGUAAAGGGUGUGUGUGUGUGUGUGUCACAUGCUACCAUUUCCCAUCAAGGAA
Messenger RNA from Rhineura floridana, 2910 nucleotides. It is a transcript of the gene SHISA9, whose product is annotated as shisa family member 9. Bases 1 to 1170 code for a protein of 389 amino acids. Gene Ontology annotation, biological process: regulation of short-term neuronal synaptic plasticity; regulation of AMPA receptor activity. The transcript has 4 exons. Gene Ontology annotation, cellular component: postsynaptic membrane; dendritic spine membrane; AMPA glutamate receptor complex. NCBI's taxonomy places the organism in Eukaryota, Metazoa, Chordata, Lepidosauria, Squamata, Rhineuridae. The record is from RefSeq and is a predicted model, not a curated record.